Molecule: messenger RNA, 1524 nt
Organism: Penicillium canariense
Lineage: Eukaryota; Fungi; Ascomycota; Eurotiomycetes; Eurotiales; Aspergillaceae
Exons: 8
Coding region: 1-1524 (507 amino acids)
Biological process (GO): transmembrane transport
Cellular component (GO): membrane
Molecular function (GO): transmembrane transporter activity
Source: RefSeq, a predicted model, not a curated record
AUGACUGACACGGAGAAGAAAGGUGACGCAGUAGCUACCGUGUCCGAUGGAAACUUGGCAGCGGAGUACGAACGCUUUCUUCACCUUGAGAAUGUGUUCAGUGGGCUUUCCAAGAAUAAAUUGCUCAGGAAAUUGGACCUACGCCUACUUCCAACACUGAGUUUUCUAUAUUUGAUGUGUUCGCUCGAUAAAUCCAAUGCAGGCAAUGCCAAGCUAUUCGGCCUCCUGGAGGACCUUGGCAUGAGUGGUACCCAGUAUAACCUGGCCCUUAUGUACUUCUUUUUCACCUACGGCCUCGCUGAGCCAGUAUCAAAUAUCAUGCUUCGAAGAGUUGGCCCCAAGAUAUGGUUUCCCUUCAUUGUGUGUGCAUGGGGACUCAUUACAACUCUCACCUCGCAAGCAAGCUCUUAUGCUGGCUUCAUUGUGAUUCGUUUGAUGCUAGGAAUUACCGAGGCUGGACUCUACCCAGGAGCCUACUUCAUUCUCUCCAUGUGGUAUACACCGAAGGAGAUCGGCACGCGCAUGGCCAUUUUCUACGGUGCGAACACCACUGCAGGUGCGUUUGGCGGUGUCAUUGCCUACGGUGUCGGGUCCCUUGAUGGAAAUCUUGGCUGGAGAGCUUGGAGAUGGCUUUUUCUCAUUGAAGGAUGCAUCACCAUCGUUGCAGGGCUUUUGUGCUUAUUCUGCUUGCCCGCGUUCCCUCAUCAAUAUCAAGCAGGCAAACGUACCAAAUGGCUUACUGACGAGGAACUUGAAUACGCUUCUCUCCGUGUCAAGUAUGCCAAUGGCCCGGUGUCUUCCACUUAUACUUUCCGCUGGAGUGAUGUGAUCUCGGCUGCAAAGGAUCGGAAAACUUAUUUCAUGAUGAUGCUGUUUUGGUGGGGCGGUUCCGUGCCUACGUAUUCCCUGUCUUACACAUUGCCCACUAUGGUCGCAAACUUGGGGUAUACUGCGGUGAAAGCGCAAGCCCUGACCACGCCUCCGUACAUAUUUGCCACAGGCGUUUGCGUUGCUGUUGGAUACAUCAGCGAUCAAAAGCAGCAACGUUAUCUAUGCAUCAUGGGCGCCUAUACCCUGGGUCUGAUUGGUAUCAUUAUUUUGUGGAUCACAGUUCACUAUCCUUCUCUCCCCGGCGUGAGCUACUUUGCUAUCUUCUUGGCUGCGGCUGGAUAUGCGGCCCAAGCUCCGAUGGUCGGCGCAUGGACAAGUUCAAACAUCCCGAAUCCUUCCAAACGAGCCGCUGCUAUUGGUCUUCUGAUGCUCUUCGGCAGUGUCGGGGGUGGAAGUAUUGGAUCAAAUAUCUAUAUUUCUAGCGAGGCGCCUACUUACCCUCUCGGAUUUGGCUUCUCAGUCGGUGCAACUGUGCUCGGCGCAAUGAUCCCCGCUACUGUACACUGGUAUUUGAUGCGCAAGGAAAACAAGCGACGGGAUGGGUUGGAUGUUGGUGAAAUUGAGAGAACAUACACUACCGAGGAGCUAGGAGAGAUGGGAGAGAAUAGCCCGUUAUUCCGAUUUGUGCUGUAA